Messenger RNA from Leptonychotes weddellii (Weddell seal), 1394 nucleotides. Lineage: Eukaryota; Metazoa; Chordata; Mammalia; Carnivora; Phocidae. The record is from RefSeq and is a predicted model, not a curated record.
UUCUGUCUUCCAGUUGGCAGAGGCCCUCUCCAGAUGUUCCUACAGUAUCACAGAGACCCAGAUGAGCCUGAGCAACCUGAGCUCUGAGCUGGUGAAGAACCGGGAUCAGGUACAUGCGGACAGAAGAAUGCUACUACGGCAUCCAGCAGAUUCAGUGUUGUUUGGACAAGAUGAACCUCAUCUACAAACAGUUCAAGAAAUCCAGAAUGAGGCCAGGGCUUGGCUACAACGAGGAGCAGAUUCACAAGCUGGAUAAAGUGAAUUUUAGUCAUUUAGCCAAAAGGCUCCUGAAGGUAUUCCAGGAGAAGUGUGUGCAGAAGUAUCAGACAUGCCUGGUCACGCACGGCAGGUGGAUGAGGAAGGUGCACGAGACCAGGAACCAUUUGCGCAUGGUCGGCUGUUCUGUGGCUGCCUAUAACACGGAAGCCCAGGGAGCCCAGGAGAGCCUCAGCAAGAUCCUUGACUGGUUAUGUCACCAGCUCCUUCAGGACAGAACAAAGGACGCUCAGGUCUCACCACCCCCGACAGCCACCUAUCCCAGCCCUGCACUGACGGACCUGGUUCUCCACAUGCAAGAGCUCUGUAAGGAGAUGAAGCUGCUGGCCUUCGACCUUCAGGACAACAAUCGCAUCAUUGAAGGGUUAAGUAGGCCCCCGCCGGCUCCUGACUCCUGAUCUCUGAGCUCCGUGGGGUGCCCGACAUCCGGAAGCAUUAGAACCAUCACGGAUGCUGUCUGGUCCCCUCUCAUCAGCCUACCUCCCUCCUGGCCGACAGCUGGGAGCCAUCACCAGCAUUACCUUCCAUUGCCUCCCCGCCUGAAGCAGCACGGCAGGACCUGGGGAGGGCCGUCGCUGUCAGGACCCCCUGCCUGGGCUGCCCUUGGCGUCUCCCGCAGGCUCAGGCACAUCUCCUCGGUCGCCCUGGCCUGUAGAGCUAAAGCUGGGGAGAAGAGGCUCUGAUCGGCCCGCCCACCCCCCUCCUCUGGGUUACAGGGCUUCGCUUCUCAGGGAACAGAAGAGGAGGCCUCUGGGGGUUUCCCUAGGAUGCUGGGUCAAACAACCUCAUUUCGGUCUUCCUUCCUCUUAAGGGGUUUCACGUUGAACAUACAGCCCUGCCCUCUCCUGUGAUUUCUGAGGGUCCCCGCUCUUGGCCCCAGGCAUGACAGAGCCUGAUUUUCCCUCGACUCUUGGUCUGGCAGAGCCUGGCAGAGUUGAGAGAAUGGGUGGUCCAGGCCAGGUGCUAGAGCCGCGGGCACCUCGCCUUCCUCUCUCCCUGAGGCACGGCCAGGCUCUGGGAGAUGCAGCCAGCCGCGGUCACCGGUGAGCACAGGCCUGUAAGUCCAGAUAAGAGGCCUGCGCCUUCGAGAAGUAGAAUAAACAGGGCCGUCUUUUCUA